This is a messenger RNA of Aedes albopictus (Asian tiger mosquito), 13148 nucleotides long. RefSeq lists its product as uncharacterized. Gene Ontology annotation, molecular function: catalytic activity. The record is from RefSeq and is a predicted model, not a curated record. The transcript has 2 exons. Lineage: Eukaryota; Metazoa; Arthropoda; Insecta; Diptera; Culicidae. The coding region runs from base 11835 to 12896 and encodes 353 amino acids.
GCCAGAUUCGUGCAGAGGCUCAUAGAUAACACCUCGAGUAUCUACACACGGUAAAAAAUGUACACUCUGAUGUAAACUGAUUGGCACUUGAAUUCGCACUACUGUCUAAUCAGUUUGUUAUCAAUCAAAUAUCAUUCGAAAAUGAACAUUCAAUGCCUCUUCAAUUUAAAUGGAAAUUCACUUCAAUUCGUAGUUGACAAUGUUUUGAUUUCAAAACUAGAAUUAAAAAAAAAAGUGUUCAUCACACCCAAGAUUCGAUACCAGGAUCUUGAGAUUCACGAUCAUCUGUUUUCACACUACACUACUUCACAUCUGUUAGAGAGGUGCGUAUCGAAGCGAAACACUUUCUACCACCUGUCAUCUAUAUUUACUUUCAUGUCCAAAACAGUCAUUAUCAAACCAAUAGCUUUUCACUUUGGAUCGUACUGCUUUAUACAGUAGUGCAAAUCGAAGUGAUUUUCAGUUAAUUUCUCCGGUGGGUUUGUUUUGAUUCUGAAAUCAACACUGACAGCAUUGUGAUUUCAAAGGAAAAACAUUGCUGAUCAUGUUGAUUGGGAUGUUGAAUAGUUAAUGGAAUUUUCCCUUACAUCGAGCGUGCAGAUUUUUUACCGUGCAGGGAUUCCUACAGAAGUUCCCUUCAGGGGUAUCUCCAAAGUUUCUUUAGGGGUUUCCAAAAAAGUUUCUCCCGAGAUAUUCCUCCAAAAUAUAAGUAAGUUAUUCUUCUUAAAUUUUUAUGGGAUUCUUCUAGGCUCCCCUGCAGAGAUUCCUCUAAAAGUUUCUUCAGGGAAUAGGCCAGGAGUUUUAUCAGAAGUCCCUCCAGGGAUUAUACUGAAACUGUCCUUAGGGAUCAGGCAUGAGAAUGAGACUUUUUUUCUGUUUACCGUUCAACGAUACUGGCAGUGAAAUAAAAACAAAACAACGGCAGCACCAAUACCAUCAGACGCCGCGCCGACGGCAGUCAAGCAGACGCUUGAUGGUUUUCGCUUCCCCACGAAAAUGUUUAUGAGCAGUCAUGCUGAGGCGGGUGAUUGCGAAAAAUGUCAAAUAUUUUCAACUGCUAAUAACUCACUUGUUUUAAUAAAUAAUUUAAAUCUAUUUGCACAAAUAGCUAGAGCAUACUCCUAGCUUUGUGAUGCAUGUUAAGAAGUUUGUCUAGAAGCGGCUUGAAACGCAGAAAAAUGCGAAAAUGGGAGAGACAGAAAUUUUUGUCGGCGUUGUGCUCGAGUACUGGCGCUCUCGCGCUUGAAAACCGUUUCGAGGAAGAAGGCUGCAGGAAAAAAAAUGUUAUGACAUUUAUUUUUCGAACAGUUUGAGUUUGGCUGGGUCUGUGAUGUUCGUGUGGAAAAAUGUCAAAUGUACAGUCGGUAACUGUUUUUUCCAGUACAUUUCUCAUCCCUGCUCGGGAACGCUCCUCGAAAUGCUGUUCAUUCUCUUAUCCGGUUCGAUACGCGAGCGCAAUCAAGAGAGAAGAUGCUUGAUGACGCUAAUGAAAGCGAUGCAUUCGGUAAGAAUAUUUUACAGUCAUAAUACUUUUUUAAUGUGACUACACAAUACCUGCAACGUCAUGAAUACAGUUAAAUUAAAUAGUAGUUCACAUUUGUAAACCGAAAACGCAUUAAAUACUGAUAAAAACAACGAUUAUUCACGGUUGUCCCAAGCCAAUAAUGAGAGAUCAUCGGUAAGUGUUACACUUGGCGAUGCCCGCUCAUCGCCGCAGCUUGUUUAUAUCGGAGUAUCUUCUUUGUGUUCCUUCGUGAACCAUGCGACUCGACGAGAGAACAUACACCGCUUGGUAAUUGAAACAGAACCAACAGAAGGGAAGAAAAACUGCCGAGUGGUUCACUGAUCACUUUUUCGUCCAAACACUGAGUUAUUCUAUCAGUUAAUAUAGUAAACUUUAUUGGAAUUUCUUUACGGAUUCCUUUAUGAGCUCCUUCAGAGAUCUUUCAGGAAUUCCUUCAAAAAUACAUGCACACAGCAAAAAAAUAUGAAAUUUAAACAGCACGUAAAUUGAAGAUCAACUGAAAUUUGCGGCAGAAAAAUGUAAAUCACCAACAUUUAACGUCAGCCGAGCAGCCCGCUGCUGGUCAGCCGGCUUGUUUACAGAUUUUAAAGCAUAUUCGCUUUAAAUUUACAUGCAUCUGCUAUAAAUCAUGCCAGCCACUCUCCGUCAUCAAUUAAACGAACGGCUGCUCGCAGCUGUGGCGGUUUCCCCGUUGUCUCUCUCAGUACUCUCUACAGCAGCCGGAGCAUGUCGGGAAUGUGUGCAUUAUGGUAGAAGCAGUUUCACUUUGACUGUCUACUAUUCAGCAAGCUAAGAUAGCCGAGAGAGCUCAGGCGUGCUGCUCACACCCCAAGGAUCUGAGUUCAAUUCUCGCUCGGACCUCAAUUUUUCUUUAUUGUUUCUAACAGAUAUCUGCCCUGUAAAUUUAAGACCGCACAAAAAUUUCCAUUAUAUAUGACGGGGUUUUUUUGUUACAUUCGAUCCGUCAUAAUUUUACAGGUUUUUUUCGAACUGUGCAUGUUCAAAAAAUCCUCCAUGAUUCCUCCGCGAUUUUUUUUCAGGGUAUUCUCCAGGAGUCCUGUCAAAGAAUCCCCCAAUAAGUUCCUUCAGGGAAUCUUCUAUGAGUUCCUUUAGCGAAUUCUCCAGGAAUUCUUUCAUGGAAUCCUCCAGAAGUUACAUCAAGAAAUCCUUUAGGAGGUCCUUCAACGAAUCCUCCAGGAGUUCUUCUUGAGAAUCUUCCCGAAGUUCUUUAAGGGAAUCCUCCAGGAGUUGCUUUAGGGAAACCUACAGGAGGUCCUUCAGGCUAUCUUCCAGGAGUUCUUUCAAAGAAUCCUCUAGGAGUUCCUUCAGGGUAUAUUUCAGGUGUAUCUUUAGAGAAUGCUCCAGGAUUUUCUUCAGGGAUUACUCCAGAAGUUCCAUCAGGUAAUCCUCCAGGAGUUCCAUCAGGGAAUCUUCUAGAAGUUCCUUCAGGGAAUUCUCUAGGAGUUCCUUCAGGGAAUUCUCCAGAAGCUUUAGGAGGUCCUUGAAGGAAUACUCCAGGAGUUCUUACAGGAAAUCCUUCAGGAGUUUCCUCAAGGAAUCCUCCAGGAAUUCCUUCAGGGUAUCUUCCAGGAGUUUCUUUAAAUAAUCCUCUACGUGUUCCUUCUGGGUAUCAUCCAGGAGUGCCCUCUGGAAAUCCUCCAGGAGCUCCUACAGAGAAUCAUCAAGGAGCUUCUUCAGGGAUUCUUCCAAAAAUUCCUUCAGGCAAUCCUCCAGGAGUCCCAGAUAAACGGGAAUUCAUAACUGGAAAGUAUUUAUUUAUUCCGAACCGAUUACGACGAUCGCGGCCUGCGGCAAACAACUGCGUGUUUUCUUUUUCAGCGAUAGAGCUGAGAUGGCAGAUCAGAAGGAAUUUUCUGCCAGGAAUCGGUCAAGAAGUAUCUUGAGUGAUUCCUUUCGAACACGAAACUGGACUGAUGAGAGGAAAAGCAGGCGAAAACCAAACGUCAGCAACUUAGUCAGGUUUAAUACCAGCUGGGAAUACAUGGAAACAAUACGGAGGUGUCUCAACUAAGUACACUGUGGAAUUGUUGGAGGAAUCUCCAUAAGAAUUUCUGGAUAAAUCUUUUGAAGAAUUCCAGGAGACAUUUUUGGAAUUAUUUUUUGAAGAAUUCGCUUCAGCAAGUUCUUGUGGAUUCUUUGAAAGAAAACCAAGGGGAACUUCUGAAAAAAUUCCUUAAACAAUCUCUUAUCAAAUCUUAUUGGAAAUUGAAGAAUUCUGCAAGGAAUCUCUGGAGGAAUUUCUGGGUGAGGAUCCUUUUACUGAAAUCCUCGCAGAAUAUUACUGGAAGAAUCAUUGAAGAAAUCCUUGAAGGAAUUAUUCCUGGCAACGCCACCUUGCUCUUCGAAUCCUCAACUAAUUCAAAAAUCCAUAUUAUGUCUCCUGACAUCGUUAAAAAUCUCAGUUUUUUUUUCUAGUGCCCAAAAUCCGGAAGGAAUCCAUAGCAGAAUUAUGAAAGGCAUUCUUAACAGAAUUCUGCAGGGAAUCCCUUAAAGAAUUCCUGGACAAGUAUCUGGGAGAACUCCAGAGUUUAGGGGAGAAAAUUGCUGGAAAAAUACCGGUAAAUGUCCCUGGAAAAUCCCAAAAGGAAUCUAAUGCACAUCUCCUAGAAGAAUUCCCUGAGGGAUAUUUGGAAGAUUUUCAAAAAGAAACCUAAAAAAAAUCACGAUAAAUACUAAGAGAACUCCUUCUCAGGAUUCCGGGAACAAUACCUAGAAAAAAAAACCUCAACAAGUUCUUGGGACAUAUCCAACAGAUAUCCUAUUGAAAAUUUUGCAAGGAAUCGCAUCGAAAGUUUACGGAAGGAAUCUUUGGAAGAAUUCCAGUAUUGAUCCAAGCAAAAAUACCGGAAGGAUUCCUGGGAGAAUUUCUAUGAGGAUUCCGAGAGAAAUCAUAGGAAGAAUUGUAGGAGGACUCCAAGAAGAGUUGCUUGUCAAAGUUCUUAAAAUUAUUUAUGACUGAAUUCUGGGAGGAAUGUCUGUACUAUUCCGGGACGGAUAUCUAGAAGUCUUCCAAAAGAAAUCUCAGAAAGAUUUUCUGAAAUCCUUGAAAGAAUUCCGGAAGGAAUUAGUAUAAGUGUUCCGGGAGGAAUCUUUAAAAUUUCCGUGAGAAUUCUUUGAGAUAAUUCGGGAUUUCUAAGUAAAAUCCUUGGAAAAAUCACUAAGAAAAUUCUAGAAAAGGCAGAUAAUAAAUAGAAAUUUUCCGGGCGAAAUGCUUGGAAAAUUCCCGAAUAUAGUUGCAUAAAGAACCCCGGAAGGAAUUCCCGAAAAAAGAACCUUGAGAAAUUAUUGAAAAAGUACAGGAUAGAUUCUCUAGAAUGAAACCCGAAGGAAAUUUGUGGAAAAAUAUCGGGAGGAAUUAAAUGGAGAUUUCCAAAAAGAAUCCCUAGGAGAAUUCCAUGAGGAAUCCUUGGGAGAAUUCGCAAAAAAACCUCAGGAAUUUCCCGAAGGAAUAUCUAGAAAUUCUGGGAGAAAAUCCUUUAAUAAGCCCGGAAGGAAUACUUGGAGAUAUACACAGCUAGUCGCGUUCGGUAAUUUUUACCGAAAUCUCAACAGCUGAGCGUUCGGUAAUGGUUUUUUACCGAAAUCCUGUAAAAAUACCAAAUUUCGGUGAAAUGUUAUCGUUUAUCUGUCAAAUUUUAACGAAGUUCGGUGAACUUCACCGAACUUUUCCGGUAAAAAACUUAACGGUUGAGAUUUCGGUAAAAUAUUACCGAAGUCGGUGAUUUUUUCUAAGUGUGUACCUGGUUUGAAUCUUCGGAAUAAAGCCAAUAAGGAUUUCCUAGAAGAAUUCCGGAAGGUAUUCUUGAUUUUGUUAAAGAAUUCUGGAGUUUUUUUUAAGUAGAAAUUUCUAUAAGAAUUCAGGAAAAAAAUCUUCGAAAAGUCCGGAAGGAAUACCUGGAGAUUCUUGAAGGUUUCCUUGGAGUAAGUUAUGAAGAAAUCCGGAGUUUUUGGGAAGAAAUGUCUGGAUGAACACCGGAAGAAUCCUGCUAAGUUUUUCACGAAGAAUCCCUGAAAAACGUUCGAGACAAAUGCCUGAAUGGAUUCCGGGUGAAUGAAGAUUGUCGGAAGGAACAUCUGGAACGAUAACCGGGAGAAUUCCUGGAGGGAUACUUGGAAGAUUUCCGAGAGCAAGCUUUAAAAAAAUGCCAAGAAAAGGCUGAGAGGAAUUCAUUCAAGGAUUCCGGGAACAAUCCCUGAAAUAAUCCCGGAAAAAGUCCUUAGGAUAGUUCCGAAACGAAACCCAAGAAAAAUUUCAAGAUCAACCGCUUUAACCCUCUAAUACCCAAUCCCGCCUUUAGACGGGGUAUAAUUUGAGCAUUUUUGUAAUUUUUGUUUCGUGGAAAAUCAUUUUUUUUAUAUUUUUGGCUGAUAUUUAGGACUGUUCUGUAUAUCUCAAAAUGGUUUUUGGUGUAUUUUAAAGCGUAUUUACAUUUUUUAAAAAUCAUUGAAAAAUUGAUAUCUUAGUCACCUUUUAGAAGUCAUUGUUUAUUUUGUAUUGAAUCGCUACAAUUAACAUAUUUUAAAUUUUUCCCAAAUCAUUCUAUCCUUGUUUAAUAUGAUAAGGAAAUCUAAUACACUCUAAAAUUAUUUUCCUUAAAAUUACACGGAAAAUAAAAUUUUCUGUGAAAUAAAUUUAAAAUAAUAAUAAUAAUCAUUAAAUCUCAAAAUGUUUUCAUCUCAAAAAAUCCGUUCCCCAAAUUGGCUUCCAGGAAAAAUAUAAAAGUGUGGGGAAUCCCCACUGGGGAUGUUCAAAAAUAAAAAUUAGAAAAAUCAAAAACUGAAAUUCACGAAAUCGAGAAUUAAAAAGAAUCAUCUUCCAAAACAUGUUUAAAUCGAUUUUAGAUGACGAAAAAUGAUAUUUAGAUCAAAAUCAAAAAUUUGGGUAUUAGAGGGUUAAGAAUUCAGAAUGGAAAGCCUCAAAGAGUGCUUGGAAGAGUCCUGGGGUUGAUCGCGAGAAAAAUACUGGAAGAAUUCUGAAAGAACUUCUGGAAAGAACCCCGGAAGCAGCGCUUGGGGAAUUUGGGUUGAAAUUAAUGGAAGACCCUCGAGAGUAAUCUCUGGAACAAUGCUACUGAAAAAAAAACUUUAGGAGAAAAUCCUGGAAAAGGAAGAGAUUAUUCCUUGAAAAAGUUCUAGGAGAAGUUCUUUAAAUUUAAAUAAUUCCGGAAAAUGACCAUGACCUGGGAGAAUUUAGGAAAAAAAUCUUUGGAAAAAUGUCGUAAAGAUUUUUUUUUGAGGAAUUCCAAAAGCAUUGGCAUUACUGUUAUAAUUCCAGGGCAAGUUUCCAAACAAAUUCUGGAGGAAUCUUCAAAAAGAAUUCCGGGAUCAAUGCCUAAAAAAGUUAUAUGUAGAAAUGUAUGACUUUCUGCAAAAAAAAUGAAAUAAAUUGGAGAGAAAUAUCCUGGAAGAAUGCAGGGAGAAAUACUUGGAAGAUUUCCAAAGAUAGCCCUUAAAGCAGGGUUGAAAAUGUCACAAAAUUGUCAUUUCGUUAUUUGCGCAGUGCCAGUAGAAAAAAAUAUGUAUCGACGAUAUCGUUAUUUUAAUAUUUCUAACUAGCAUUACCAACAAACAUUUAUGUUUACGAGCAGAAAAUUUGCACUGGAAAUGAUAGAACUGGGAAAUGUCAAAACAUUUUUUCCUUGACAUUUCCGUGAUUUUUCACAACACUGCUUGGAAAAAUUUCGGAAGCAUUUCUUCUAAUAUUUUCUAAACAUUUCCUUGAAAUAUUUCUUAAGAAUUUUUUGCAGAAUGCUGGUAUUAAUCUUUGAAAGAAUGCUAAAGAGGACUCUUAGAUAAAUCCUGGAAAAAAUGUUGAACAAUUUUAAGAAGAAUGUUUAGAAUAGGGGGAAGGAUCUCUGGAAGAGUUCAAGGAAAAAAAUCCAGAUAUGGCGUAUUGGUUCCUUUACUAAGCAUAUGACUCCCAAUUUCAUUCUUCGAAAAACAAAGGAUUGAAGCGCUGUUUGGUUUGUUUCUUAUUUUUGUAUUAAGAGUGAGCACGCAUGAAAAUAAACAGAACGGAAUCAAUCGGUGCCGUGAUCGCUUGUUUUCGAAUAGGAUGAAUUUGAGAGCGUGAGAUUACUUAUGACACUGAUACUGAGGGUUUUUCCCUCAUACCCUGAAAAAAAGCGAGGAAAAUAAAAGCAAGAUUUUUUGAAAUUCCGGUUGAAGUCUCUAUGGAAAUUUCGAGAAGCAUCUCUAGAUGAAUUCUGGCAGAAUUUCUCGAAAGAAUUCCCAAUGAAUCAUUUCUAUGUGUAAAUCUGGGAGAAUUCCUAAAAAAUCGGGAAGCGUUUUUCAAUAUAAUUGUGAACAAAAUCCGGAAGAAGUACCCGAAGAAUUCGGGAAGAAAUACCUGAAAGGGCUUACUGGGCUAAUUACAAGAAAUGUUUAUAAAAAAUGCAAAGAGUAUGGCGAGAGGAACUCGUGGAAGAAUUCCGGGAAAAAUCAGUGAGAAAACUCUGGAAAAAUACAGUAAAGAAUUCCUUGGAAUAUAUUGCCCGACAGGAAAUUCAAGAAUUUCGGGAAAAAAUCCUAAAGAAUUCCGGAAGAAGUCCUUAGAAAAAAUCCGAGAACAAUCCUUGAACAUUUUCCGAGUAAGGAUUUCUUGAAAAAUUGUCAUGUGAUAGCCGUAAAAUAUCCUUCAAAGAACUCCGAGAUGACGUCUUGGAAAAGUUCUGGUAGAAAUCUCUGGAAGAACUUUCGAAGAACUCCAGGUGGAAGCCCUAUUAAAAUCUCUGGAAUGAUUCCCGGUCGAAUCUUUGAGAUUGUUAAAUGAACAUUCAAUGGGAGAAUUCAGUAAAAUGAUAAAUUCCAAGAUAAUUUAAGGUUUAAUCUUUACAAUAACUCCGGGAGAAAUUCUUGGAAGCAUUUCGGAAGAAAUCCCUGGAAGAAUUCCGAAAGAUAUCUCUGGAGAUCUUGGAAAAAAAAAUCCAAGAGCAAUUAUUGGAAAAACUCUAGAAGAAAUCUCUACAAGAAUACCGGGUAAAAUCUUUGAAAAACUUCCUGGAUAAAUCAGAAGAAGGUUUCUCCGGAAGGAAUUCCAAUGAAAAUUCUUUAAAUAUUUUGAAAAGAAUAUCUGGAAGCAUUCCGGAGGCAUUCUCUGGGAGAAUUUCAGAAAGAAUCCUUGGUGUUAUUUCCAGAAGGAGUCUCUAAGAUAUUAGGGAAAAAUCUGUAAGCGAUUCCGGGAAGAAUCCGUGAAAGAAAAUAAAUCCGGGAAGAUUCUUUAGAAUGAGGGGGUCGGAAUUAAAUUCUAGAAGAGCUUCGAGGAAGAUCCUUGGAAGGAUUCCGGUAAUAAUCUGUGGUAGAGUUUGGGAAAUGAAUCUCUGUUAAAAUUUCAAAAGGGUUUCCUAGAAAAAAUAUAGAAAGAAUCCUUGUGCGAGAAAACCUUGGAAGAACUCCGAAUAAAAUCUUUGAAAAAAUUUAGAGGGAAAUUUCUGAAAUAGAUCCGAGAGGUAUUCUUGCAAGACUCCGUGGAAGAAUUCCGGAAUGACUUUCCUGGAACAAUUCCUGGUUCAGUUCUGGGAUGAAUCUCUGAGAAAUUCUGAAAAAAAAUCCGGGAAUUCCAUGAAAAAAACCGUCAGGAACUACCUGAAGAAUUUCCGGGAGGAAUAUAUGAAGAAGUUCUGGAAAGAAUACGUGGAAGAGGGAAGGAAAUUGUUGAAAAAGUACCAGAAGGAAAGGUUGGAGAAAAUUUUGGAAUAAUUCCUUCCUGAAAGCGUCCCAGGAGCAAUCCUGGGGAGAAUUCCCUGGAAUAAUUUCGGGGAGUAUCAGUGAGAAAUUUUCAAGUGGAACCACGUGGAAGCCGAGUCAAUAAAAUAAAAAGAGAGAUUUCUGAAAAAAAAAAAUGCCCGAAACGUGUGUUCUUUGAAUUCCGGAAGAUGUCCGUAGAAGAAUUCCAAGAAGAAUCUUUGUAAGAAAUCCGGGAAGAAUCUUAGUUAAAGUUCCGGGGUAAAUCUUUGGAAGAAUCCUGAGAACAUUUUGAAGAAAUCUUUGGAAGAAUUCCUAAAUGACUUACCUUACCGGUCAGGCUAAGGCCGGGGUGGCCUCUGCUGUACAUAUUAGCCGCCUCCAUUCCACUCGGUCCAUGGCUGUUUGUCUCCAGUUCCGCACUCUGCGUAGGGUCCGCAGAUCGUCCUCCACUUGGUCGACCCACCUAGCUCGCUGCGCUCCACGUCUUCUUGUACCGGUCGGAUGACUCUCGAGAACCAUUUUAGUCGGGUUGCUAUCCGACAUCCUGAUGACGUGACCCGCCCACCGUAGCCUCCCGAUUUUCGCGGUAUGGACGAUGGUUGGUUCUCUUAGCAGCUGAUGCAGCUCGUGGUUCAUUCGCCUUCUCCAAGUCCCGUCUUCCAUCUGCACUCCGCCGUAGAUGGUACGCAACACCUUCCGUUCGAAAACUCCGCCGGUCCUCUGCACGUAGGGUCCAUGUUUCGUGCCCAUAGAGGACGACCGGUCUAAUCAGCGUUUUGUAGAUGGUUAACUUCGUGUUACGGCGAGCUUUGUUCGAUGGUAGAGUUCUGCGGAGUCCAAAGUAAGCACGAUUUCCUGCCACAAUGCGCCUUUGAAUUUCUCUGCUGGUGUCGUUGUCGGCGGUCACCAGUGAGCCCAAGUACACGAAUUCUUCAACCGCCUCGAUCAAGCUUGCUAUUUGAUGAAAACAUUCGCGAAAUGAUGCGAUUUGCUUUCGACAACGAAUACGUUUUCACCCAUCCUCGCUUUAUUCAAUCAACCUCCCAUACGAGUAGCACACGACCGGACUCAACACUGAUCAGCAUAGUUGACUCUUCCUUUUCGCCGUUGAGCCGUUGCGUUCUAGCCAAGCAUCUCUUUUCAUCGCUUUCGAUGCUUUUCGACAGCUUAUCGCGAAGCAUCGUUAGCUGGAAGCUUUAUUAGUAUGGUAUCGGUACAUGCGAAUGUUGCUUCUGUGUGCGUGUCGAGCGUUCGUGCCGUAGUUUCGCAAACCAACCUAUUCGGUAUGGUUCGGUUGUUCGGGCGAGCGUGUGGCGGCACAGUCAGAUGUGUGCAAAAUCGUUUGUGAUUUACAUCAUGUUCGUUUUGCCACCUCUUUGCUGCUGGUCAUCGCUGAUCAGUGCACAGUUCAAUCGCACGCGAUAAAUAUACAGUUGAUGAGUUGUGAUGAGCACUAGUGAGGUGAUAAUUUGCAUCAUUGGCCUCGAUUUCAUCACCGUCGAUAUGAAUUCGGGGUGGUGGGCGCGGUGAUUCCUCCCUGGAGCCCUUUGCCAUCAUGUACUUUGUCUUCGAUACAUUAAUGACUAAUCCGAUUCGCUUGGCUUCACUCUUUAGUCGGAUGUACGUUUCCGCCAUCGUCUCAAAUUUACGAGCAAUAAUAUCAAUAUCAUCGGCGAAACCAAGCAGCUGAACGGACUUCGUGAAAAUCGUCCCACUCGUGUUUAUCCCCGCUCUUCUUAUUACACCCUCCAAAGCAAUGUUGAACAGCAAGCACGAAAGACCAUCACCUUGCCGUAACCCUCUGCGAGAUUCGAAGGGACUCGAGAGUGUCCCUGAUACUCGAACUACGCACAUCACUCGAUCCAUCGUCGCCUUGAUCAACCGUAUCAGUUUAUCCGGGAAUCCGUAUUCGUGCAUAAUCUGCCAUAGCUGUUCUAAUUCCUAAAUGAAUAUCUGGAAUAAUUUCGGAGGGCAGGGAUGGGAACACUCACUUGCAAAGAGUUACACUCACUUGCUGUUUCUCAGCUCAGAAGCGUGCAAUCAAGAAACGAUGUAUGGACGACUUUUGCCUUAUGGUUUUGUCUAAAAGUUUGCCGAAUAGAGUAGAUGUCGCACACGCAUACCAAAGUCGUGACAGAGCGGUGAAAGCGACUCUCCACGAGGUGAGUGUAAUUUACAUUCACCUCGUGGAGAGUUGCCUUCGUAGCUCCCUCACGAUUUUGGCAUGCGUGUGCGACCCCUACUCUAUUCGGCAAACUUUUGGACAAAACCACAAGGCAAAAGUCGUCCAUACACCGUUUCUUGAUUGCACGCUUCUGAGCUGAGAAAACAGCAAGUGAGUGUAACUCUUUGCAAGUGAGAGUUCCCAUCCUUGCCGGAGGGGAACCUUGAAAGAAUUCUGGAACAAAUCACUGGAAGAACCACCUAAAAUAAUUACGGAAAGAAUCCCUGUAAGAGUUUUGGAAGAAAUAUCUGGGGGAGCUUUGCCAUGAAUCUGAGGAAAACACCCAAAACCCGGGAGGAAUCCUUGUAAUAAUCCUAGAUAUGUAAAUUCUUGAAAAAAAUACCAAGAUGUUGUUAAUUAGUUUAAAUUUUCACCUAUAUGGUUUCGCAUUAUGCGAUUUACACAGUGUAUUCUGUGUAUCCUCGCCUUUGGCGUUUUCCAAUCGAUACCGAUUUGGUUUUAUUGUUGUUGUUCUUUGUUGUGCUGUUGUUGCGAAGAGUUCAAUCUUACCUAGUUUGGGUAGUGGCUACGGUUAGGAUAGCUCAGAUCAAUCUUCAGCAUAAAAGAACAGCAACGAUCAAUCUUUGCAGACUUAUGCAAAAUGGUACAGCCCAAGUGGCCUUGGUACAAGAACCUUACUUUCGUAAGGGAAAUUUCUAUCUAGGAAACCUUGUGAACCCGGUGUUUGCCACUUUCAGUAAACAUGAAAUGGCAAACUCGCGUGUCAUGCCUCGAGCCUGUGUGCUUGUCAACAACGCAAUAGUUGCUACACUCAUCUCUGAACUAACCACCAGAGAUGUAUGUGCUAUCACAAUUGAUGUAUCUGUUGGAAACCUCAACAGGAAAUACGUCUAUUGUUCUGUGUAUUUACCGCAUGAUGAACCAUCCCCUACGGAUGCUUUCAAACAAGUCAUCGCAUACUGCACUUCAAAAGGCCUUCCGCUAAUUGUUGGCAGUGAUGCUAAUGCUCACCAUAACAUCUGGGGCAGCUCAGACAUUAACUUGAGAGGCUCCAGUUUGAUGGAAUACUUAAGUAGUACAGAUCUUGGAUUACUUAACAUAGGCAACCGCCCAACCUUCAAGGUAUCUGCUAGAGAGGAAGUAUUAGAUAUAACGCUUUGCUCUAGCAGAAUUAGUCACGAGCUGACCAAUUGGCAUGUGUCAGAUGAAGAAUCUUUAUCUGACCAUCGCUACAUCUUUUUUGAACAUUUAAAUGUUACUUCGCAAACAUUGCGUUUCAGGAAUCCUCGGUCAACAAACUGGGAUCUUUAUACUGAUUUUGUUGCAGCCAAAUUUCAUGGAUAUUCACCAUCCAUUGACACUCCAAGUGAUUUAGAUGAUGCCGUUGAUACUACAACGACCUUCAUCAUGGAAGCUUUUGAAGAAGCAUGCCCUCUACGGUGUGAAGAUCACAAGAGGAACCCCUUGGUGGAACUCUGAUCUGGCGAAACUCAGGAAACAAUGUAGAAAGAGUUGGAACAGACGACGUUCGGCUGGUUCGGAGGCUUUCAGGUCGGCUCGCAAGGCCUACAGGAAAGCUCUCCGGUCUGCUGAACGAUCCGGCUGGAAAAACCUUUGUACAAAUGUUUCCAGUUUGAGUGAAGUCAGUCGUCGGUUAAACAAAAUCCCUGCGAAAUCUAAGGAUUUCCGAGUGAACGAACUUCGUUUGCCAAAUGGCGAUCUGACUUUCUC